CCGCUGCAUUCGCAGCGCCACCUGGCAUCGCCCUCUGCCGCCCGCCGCCGGUAUCGCAGCAAUGGCGUCCCCCACGGCCCACGCCUGAGCCCGACCGCUGAUCGCCGCUGCCGUGGAGUCUGGAUAAGACCUGUCAAGGGAGCUUCUUAGCUGGUUUGGGACUACCUAGUGAUAGUGAUCUUCAACUGCAGUUUUGGAGGAGUGGCACCAAAAAGCCAGUUGUUAUGCUGAGUGCUUUACAGGACAAGUAACAUUCCCUGCUUCCUCAGCUGCCUGAAAAUCAAGCCAUAGAUAUUGAGCUUCAGUUUGAAUAGGGUUUUUCAGCUGUAGUCAGUGGGGUUUGGCAGGAAGCCAACUACAACCGGCUACAUACCGUAAAGAGGACCUUGGGCACACCUCAGCCCUCCACACUUCUGCCUCACCAGGACCAGCAACAGAUGACAUCUGCAGGCAGGGACAGCACAUCAGGGGCAGCAGUGCUUAAUGGGAUCACCAUUUCUCAGCAGCCAAACUCCCUCACCAAAUGUCACUGUCUUGGCACGACAGUGGUGGUGAUGAGAUUCUGUGGAGGAAAAAUGCCAGCUUCUCUGAAAAAACUGCAGCAAAUGGCUGUUUUCAUGGGACUGUUCAGUGGCGGGGGAUGCAUCGUGAUGUAUAAUCUUAUGCAAAAAAGUUUUGCCAGGACCCAGUAUUACCAGCAAGCUUUGGAGCAACUGAACAGCAAUCCUGAUGCCCUGGAAGCCCUGGGUGCCCCCCCUCUUAAGGUUCACAACAUCCGACUGACAGAUGGGAGUAAUCGCGUAGACACAGAAAGAGCACAGAUAAAGCUACCAGUGUCUGGAACAAAAUCAGCGGGAUACCUCUACAUUAACUCGGAGAUGGACCACUCCCGUCAGCGCUGGUGCCUUCAGGAUGUCACCUUGAAACUACGGGAUGGUCAGAAUAUCCUUGUUUACCACUCCCCGGUGGAAAGCAUUGGUGUGCAAGAAGGCUAAAAAUCAGAGACAGCUGCUCUCCGCCUCCCAUUGAGCCAAAGGAGCCAUUAAUCGAUUGCAUCCUGCUGUGUCCAUGAAUGUACACAGUUGUCACAAGUGACAGUUUCACUUAAGUGGGUGCUCUCAAGACAAUUUUCUCUCUAAGAUUGACCUCAUCAUUGUUGUAAUUGUAAUUUCUUUCUUUUGCUAGUUUAUUCAUGUGUUCAACAGAAACCUAAAAUAAAUACCUUGCAAAAGACUUACUGUUCCAGAGAA
Molecule: messenger RNA, 1250 nt
Organism: Pseudopipra pipra
Lineage: Eukaryota; Metazoa; Chordata; Aves; Passeriformes; Pipridae
Product: cytochrome c oxidase assembly factor 1 homolog
Exons: 7
Coding region: 438-995 (185 amino acids)
Biological process (GO): mitochondrial respiratory chain complex I assembly; mitochondrial respiratory chain complex IV assembly
Cellular component (GO): mitochondrial inner membrane
Source: RefSeq, a predicted model, not a curated record